AUGGUUACUCGUCGUAGCAACUCGUGGUUGGACUUCCUGUGCGAAGGAGGCACUACUUUGAUGCCACGAGGUGUGCACAUCCCUCCGAGUAUGCUGGAGCAGUUCCCCGAGGAAGUGGAGAACGAUAAGAUCAUUUACGUGGAUACAACCGAUUGGGUUGUUUGCCCCCGGAUACUCCGAUCGAAAAACUGCGACUGCCGUAGGAAUUGUCCGUGCCUACACCCCGAUUUCGUGGGUGGUUUCUGGGGGGUGCCGGACCUCAUCUGCCGCAAGUGGUUUCAGGGUAUCUGCGGUUAUGACAGCCGAUGCUGGAACCAGCACGCCGAUACCUUCGACGAGGCGAUGAGAGCUGCGAACCAAGUGCAAGCUUUGCUUCGGGGCAGCCGUACGCCCUUCUCCUACGAGACAACCGAUAAGGGCAUCUUGCAGCAAGUCAGUCGAGCCGAGGCCUCCAGGAUGAUUACUACGACUAUGGCCCGGUAUAGACUAGAUGACUUCACCCACGACUACGACUACCCAAAUUGGGAUAUUCACAAGAUGCCGUCCGUGUUCGUGCCGCAAGAAGAACAACGACACUUGGAGCGACGAGGAUUUCGUCGAGAUGCUUCGCCCCACGGACGAGGUAGGGGUGCCUCCCCUCGUCGAGGACUGUCGCCCCGAGCCCCACAUCAGCAACCUGCGGCGUGGACGGACAGACCCCGAGUCUCUACUCCCUGCAGCCCGCCCUCCGACAGGCUCGCAGACUACACGAACGAGCUCAUACUUCGAUGGUCCCGCGAUGGAGACAGAGUCAGUGCCGAGCUUGGGUCGCACGCCCUAGACCAGAACCUCUUUCCGCCAAGGCGAUGCAGAGGGGAUGGGGGCCCACAUAGCGCAAUCUCCAGCACGACGAUGGCUGGACGCCGAGGAUCCACGAAGAGGAAUGAGGAAGUACAGAGGGCCCGUUCUUGGCAGGCACGCACGGAGUGGAUCAACGAGUCCGCAAGACCCGCCACUCCUCCGACAACGAGACCUUCGGCGGACCAGAUGGUGCAGGUGAAGGCGAUGCCCAAGCUCCUACACUACGACACCCUCUCCGACGCCUUCGGCAUCUUUACGAGAAAAAGGUCCGACAGCACUCGCCGGUUUUCACAUCGAGACACCCAGCUCCUCAAUUUGGUUUCCAGACCAGUCGACACUUCGACGGCUACCCCGUGCUUUCUUUUCGACUUUGGAGCCGAUGACUUGACUGGGUGGCAACGACGUGGCUAUGCUGCCCCCGGGAAACCACCCCUUCGCCGCCUGUGCCCCGGAUGCUCCUUGGGAGAUUACCUGUACUACGUCGAUCAGGUCUUGAACUGUCCGACACACAAGUCGACCCUCGCACAGUUCGGUUUGUUCCUCGAUCUUCCUGUACAUUGCCCCGAUCAGCAUGCGCUAGACGAACGAGUUCUCCUGUUGGGUGUGCCGAAUAACUUCAACGAUCUGAGAUCUACGCUGACCUAUUCGGUGGCCUGGCACUCGGUUACAGCGAGCUUGGCGGACCUGCGCCACGCCAGUACCGAUCGAUUCGCCAGACUCCGAAUUUGGUGCUUUUGUUCGAGGGACAUGCACCGACUCUCGGUCAACUGCGCCGCAUAUCCCCCGAUGUCCGAUAUGAUGCGGCGUUUCAGUUCGGCAACCCUGGAUUGUGAUGAUGACCAAGACCUCUUCCCCUUUUACGACGGGGGCGAGCCACCUUUUCCCAGUGUUCACGCCUUUAAGAAGGCCUCCGAGAAGAUGGGCACAGCCAACCUCCGACAUUUUACUUACCCCGAUGCGACAGACGCCGAGCUCAUCGAGAUUUGGAAGAUGGAUGUGGGCCGCGAUGGCAAAGUUUGGAGGGACUCCGACGCUAACCUCGUCGAGCAGGGCCACGAAGAUGGCACCAAGAGUGUCGUCGGCGAUUUCGACGAUGACACCAAGUGCGGACAAUACGCCAAGUUGUACUUCGAUGCGAUGUGGGACCACCAACGGAACAGCUGGGUCAGGAAACCGGUCUUCUACGUCAAUAACCGCUCCACCUCCGAUAUCAAUUACAACGGUUGCCUCGAGAUCUCGAUCAAGCCUAGCAAACGACAACCACCCGACGUACAACACCGUAUACAGGGUGUCUUGAUUUCCUUCGGCCACAAGAACCUAGUGUUGACGCCGUGCCCUGCCCGGGCCAAAACGAUGUGGCAACAGAUCGACAAACAUCUCGCCGAGAAUCGCUUAGCCCCGGAGGAGGCUAGAAAGAUGGCAGGCAAGUGUAUUUUCUUGACGGGCCGCCUAUUCGGCAAAGUGGGUCGAGAACCUCUCAAGGCUAUCUACGCGCGUGCCAAUAUCAACACUUACAGCCUCGACAAACCCACGAGAGCCUCAUUGCUCGCGCUCAAAGAUAUCAUUUUCACAAUACAAGCCGAUGACGAUCCCUCGGUCUACCGCCCAGGCGACGAAGAUCUUCCCACUUGGAACUCCGACUCAACGAAAGACAUCGAGAACGGAUGGGCGUUUAUCUACCUUCUCGAGGCCUGGGCAGCGAUCCUGGCCUCAUUGAUCUUCGAACCCUGGCUCGGUAACUUCUACAUCCAAUGCUGCGACAAUGAGGUUAAUAUCGCCGACGCCAUCAGUCGAUUUGAGGACAUCGAUCAAGCUCGAGAGUGGCUUCUACUGGAGCUACUUUUGGCUCAAAUUACAGAUCGGGCGGCUAAGAUCAAAGGAGACAUCGAUUUUGCUUCGAAGAAUGGUUUUUCGGACUUGCCAGGAAUUGACCGAUUACAUCGCAUCCUGGCUGAAAAAGACCGGUAA
Molecule: messenger RNA, 2808 nt
Organism: Symbiodinium sp. CCMP2456
Lineage: Eukaryota; Dinophyceae; Suessiales; Symbiodiniaceae
Source: the annotation of a GenBank genome assembly